AUCGACUACGCAUGCGUCGCACGAGUGUUCCAUGAUGCUGGGAUUGGAGGAUUACGUGGAGUUCUUUCUUCUUCCGGCUAUUUUUCUGAGUGUUUUUGGUCGAACCAGUGGUGUUCACGAGUUUCAGGCAUUUAGGAUGCAGCAGUUUGACCUGCACGGCUCUCCUCAUGGCUGUCGAAGUGCGUACAUUAACAUGGAAGCGAGGCCCGCCAUGGCUCGUAUGCUUGGUAGACGCUGCGUGAUGAUUCGUCUGGCUGCGUUGACACUCGACAAAUUUCGAGAGCUCGGAAUAUCAGGAGCUGGAGCGGUCGUCGUGCUUCUGCCGACGAAUUUGUCGGACGUCUCUCAGGAGGUUUUGCAAAAUUGGAUAGAACUCGAGCACGGAUUACUAGAGGACCCUAUCAACAUACCCGUAUACUUUGUCUACGAAGACAGUAACGUACGAAAAGUCUACAAUGACAUAUCGGGUGCCACCACAGCCGAUCAGGCCUCCUCGGCUGCAGCCGCUUUGUUAGACAUAUUUUCCACUUAUGGUUAUCAAAUCGCGACUGCCGCUUCCGAAUCGAAGCCUCUGAAGGAUGUCGUCAUUCCCAGCAUUCAGGGAAAACUGAUUGGACGAGGUGUAGAAGAGCAGCUGCCCACGAUAGCCAUUGUCGCACAUUAUGAUACCUACGGCAUCGCUCCGAAUUUGGCUAAAGGAGCCGAUUCGAAUGGAAGCGGUGUAGCUGCACUGUUGGAAAUGGCUCGAAUAUUUUCUCGGUUGUAUUCGAAUCCGAAGACACACGCUGGCUACAAUAUUGUCUUCUUGCUAUCGGGUGGAGGCAAGUUCAAUUUUUUGGGAACCAAAAAGUGGAUAGAAGAGCAGCUAGACGAAAAUCGGUUACAAGAUGCCGAGUAUGUGUUGUGUCUGGACAGCAUUGGGCAUACGUCGGACCUUCACAUCCACGUUUCUAAACCACCCAAAGAGGGAAGCCGAGCACAUUUUCUAAUAGCGGGGUUCAAGGAGGCAGCCACACGACACACUCCCUCAGUUAACUUCACUCUUGUUCAUAAGCGUGUCAAUCUUGCCGACGAGCAACUGUCUUGGGAGCACGAGGCGUUUUCACUGAGACGUGUUGCUGCCGGGACGAUCUCUGGCUGGGACGAACCAGACGUGAUGGAACGAGGAUCGAUUUUCGAUCAGAGUUCGACUGACGUCGUGAAGAAUGUAGUACAAAAUGUGGAAAUACUGUCUGAAGGGUUAGCUAGACACGUGUUUGCGUUGAAUCGAGAGAAUGCCAAAGCAGCUAAUCUCAUAAGCGGAGAGUGGUCGGUUAAUGGCAAUCACUUGAAAGCGUGGAUCAAUCAGCUGUCGUCAGUACCAAGAGCCGCUCAACUGAUAGGAAAAAACCAUCCACUCCUUCUCACACUAGAACAAGGACUUAGUCGCCAUGUGAAAGACGUGAAGAGAUACUAUUAUAACUUGAAUAAACAGGAACCGGAAGUAGUGUUUUAUGACGUCACCUCAACCACUCUUUAUGCAUACAGCAUUAAGCCGGCUCUGUUCGAUUUAUUCUUGACUGCUGGAAUAGCCGCAUACCUCGGCGUUGUAUUUGCCAUUAUACAAUAUUUUGGUGCAAUAGUCGAGUUUCUGUCGCAGACUAUAUCAAGACCAAAGACAGUGUAGUGUACGUAAUACAUUAGAUUAUUAGCAUUAUAUUUCCGUAUUCAAUUAGUGGGACGGUGGUCAUUCGGAAGGUAUUGCUGUAUUACACACAACAUGUUUCGAAGUGUGUCAUUUGGUCUGUUUUUAGUAUUAUAUGUACAGUAUGUGCAGCAAGAUGCACCCGUACUAUUGCUAAUACGUAGAGACCUGCAUGCUCUAUAGCUGUGUGUGGAAAUCUCUAGAGUUUCGAACCAGGACAAACCCUAGAGCCUCGACGGCGUGGUAGCCUGUCUGGCAUUCUCUUUCCAAAACGACGUCGUGGUCUUGCCGCACAGCAUCGUAGCAUAUUAUCAUGACAAGAGGAGUCAUAUUUGGAAUGCGUAGUGUAGGCUUAGCCGACCAACUCCAGCCGGCAGUGCGUAGCAUCUGAGAUUUCUUAGUGCAGUUAGCCGUGUCGACGGUGAGAAAGUGGUCUCGAGUGUCGUUGUUGUAGCACUCGAAAACGGAAAGAGUGUUUUGCUCUAUUUUAGCUGUCGCAAGGUAGGCGACAGACCGGUUUUUCACGCUGUACCCACUCUGGUGAGGCACCAUGGCCGACGUCGCCCACGUGUCGUUAUCCUUGUCGUUGUACCAAACAGCUAGAGCUCCCAAGACGGGUAGAGAGAAGAAAUCGUCGUUGACGUUACUGGCGUUCAUAUU
This is a messenger RNA of Corticium candelabrum, 2344 nucleotides long. RefSeq names its product BOS complex subunit ncln-like. The coding region runs from base 32 to 1666 and encodes 544 amino acids. Gene Ontology annotation, biological process: regulation of signal transduction. The record is from RefSeq and is a predicted model, not a curated record. The transcript is spliced from 18 exons. NCBI's taxonomy places the organism in Eukaryota, Metazoa, Porifera, Homoscleromorpha, Homosclerophorida, Plakinidae. Gene Ontology annotation, cellular component: endoplasmic reticulum membrane.